Arvicanthis niloticus (Nile rat) is the source of this 1104-nucleotide messenger RNA. The record is from RefSeq and is a predicted model, not a curated record. NCBI's taxonomy places the organism in Eukaryota, Metazoa, Chordata, Mammalia, Rodentia, Muridae.
AUGUCAAGUGGAGAUGGCCAGCAGUCACAGGCUUUUACCAAGCCCACUUUUACUGAGGCACAAGCCUCUGCACUGGUAGAAUCAGUAUUUGGGUUCAAAGUUUCUAAGAUCCAACCACUCUCUAGCUAUGACGACCAAAACUUUCAUGUUCACAUUUCAAGAAGCAAAGAGACUACAGAUGACCCAGUUGACUAUGUCCUCAAAAUAAGCAAUAUGGAGUCUAGUCGAACUCCAGACCUGAUUGAAAUGCAGAACCAUGUCAUCAUGUUUUUGAGAGCAGCUGGAUUUCCAACAGCCUCUGUGUGCCGAACCAAAGGGGACAACACCAUCUCUCUCAUAUCCAUUGAUAGAGGAUCUGAAAUCAAAAGCUACUUGGUAAGAAUGCUCACUUACCUCCCAGGAAGACCAGUAACUGAGGUUGCCAUCAGCCACCAGCAAUUAUAUGAAAUAGGAAGGCUGGCUGCCCAACUGGAUAAAGCCCUGAAGGAGUUCCAUCAUCCAAAGUUAAGUCUUCUUCAUCGGGAGAACUUCAUCUGGAAUCUGAAAAAUGUUCCUCUUCUAGAGAAAUACAUAGGUGCCCUGAGCCAAGGUCGAAACCGGGAGAUUAUUGAACAGGUAAUUCAGCUGUUCAAGGAAGAAGUAAUGACCAAAUUAAGUCAUUUUCGAGAAUGUAUUAAUCAUGGUGAUCUUAGUGACCAUAACAUUUUAGUCAGCAAGUCAGCCUCUGGAGAUGCUGUGUAUCAAGUCUCUGGGAUUUUAGACUUUGGUGACAUGAGCUAUGGCUACUAUGUGUUUGAAGCGGCAAUCACCAUCAUGUACAUGAUGAUCGAAAGCACAAACCCUAUACAAGUAGGAGGUCACAUCCUCGCAGGGUUUGAAAGUGUGAUCCCCCUGACCCCUGUAGAGAGGGGUGCUUUGUUUUUACUUGUGUGCAGUCGUUUUUGCCAGUCUCUUGUCAUGGCUGCAUACUCCUGCCAGCUGUACCCAGAGAACAAAGAGUACCUCAUGAUUACAGCGAAAACAGAAUGGAAACAUUUACAGCAGAUGUUUGACAUGGGUCAGAAGGCUGUAGAAGAGAUCUGGUUUGAAACUGCCAAGUCCUAG